AUGGCUCCGUCUAUUCGCACGCUCGAUCUCAACAACACAUCGUCGGCAUACUUUGCGCCAGCGACUGUGACUUCAUCAUCGAAACUUGUUCACGUGGCCGGCCAGCCCGGCUCGACGGUAGACGGGCAAGUCCCCGACGACUACGAGUCCCAGAUCCACCUCGCUCUCCUCAACUUGCGCAAGAUCAUUCUCGUUGCCGGUGCAUCUAUCAAAGACAUUGCAAAGCUCACACUGUACAUCGUCGACUAUGAUAGCGCCAAACGGAAACACGUUCGCCACAUCCAACGUUUCCUCGCCGGCCAUCGGCCAGCAAUGACUCUCGUGCCGGUGCCUAAGCUGGCAAUGCCGACAUCGAAGUUCGAGAUUGACGCCGUAAUCGCAGUUCCCGAACCCUCAGUGCCUUUGGACAGAGCGACUCUGCCGGAAUCAUCGGAGUCAGUCGACGUCGUUAUCAUCGGUGCCGGGCUCGCUGGGUUAAGCGCUGCGCGCGACAUCACACGCGCCGGCCUCUCUUGCAUCGUCCUUGAAGCAAGAGACCGCGUUGGCGGAAAGACUUGGAGUCAGCCUCUAAAGCAAAGCCAGCCCGGAGUAGUUGACCUUGGUGCUGCAUGGAUCAACGACACCAACCAACAUAGGAUGUAUGCGUUGGCAAAGCAAUAUGGGGCCGAGUUGAUUGAACAGAACACAAACGGCAACGUGGUCAUGCAGGACUUUGACGGAGUUUGCUCGCCGUUCCCGUAUGGGGAGCUUCCCAUGUUUGAUGAGAUUACUCGUCAACACCUCGGCGCUGUUCGCGACAUGGUCGAAGCCGACUGUCAAGCCGUAGACACUUGGAAGCCAACGAACACGAGCUUGGAUAGUGUCACCUUUGACGCAUACUUGCGCUCUCGGGGCGCCAGCGAGACUGCAAUUGCAACGGCCAAUGUAUGGACCCGCGCAAUGCUUGGUCAGGAGGCGGCCGAUAUAUCGGCUCUUUUCUUCCUCAACUACUGCAAAUCUGGUGGUGGACUUUUGCAGAUGCGCUCCGAUCGCAAGGGUGGUGGCCAGCAUCUCCGCUGCGCCUCAAUCAACCCGUCCGUGCCGUGA
Colletotrichum chrysophilum is the source of this 1086-nucleotide messenger RNA. RefSeq lists its product as uncharacterized. NCBI's taxonomy places the organism in Eukaryota, Fungi, Ascomycota, Sordariomycetes, Glomerellales, Glomerellaceae. The transcript has 3 exons. The coding region runs from base 1 to 1086 and encodes 361 amino acids. The record is from RefSeq and is a predicted model, not a curated record. Gene Ontology annotation, molecular function: oxidoreductase activity.